Messenger RNA from Salvia hispanica, 3556 nucleotides. RefSeq lists its product as uncharacterized. Gene Ontology annotation, biological process: protein phosphorylation. NCBI's taxonomy places the organism in Eukaryota, Viridiplantae, Streptophyta, Magnoliopsida, Lamiales, Lamiaceae. The record is from RefSeq and is a predicted model, not a curated record. Gene Ontology annotation, molecular function: ATP binding; protein kinase activity; protein binding.
AUCAUCUUUUAUUAUAUUUACUUUUAUUACUAUCACUAAAGUUGUCCACACCAAAAACAUCUAGCAAUCUUGCCACGGAUAAAUCUUCCCUUGCCACACUAAAAUCUCACACAAUUUCAGACCCUUCUCUCACAAUCACUACAAACUGGAGCGAUACCGCUCCAGUUUGUAGUUGGAUUGGCGUGACAUGCAACUCACGCCACCACAGAGUCUCAGGACUCAACCUCUCCAACAUGGAGCUCUCCGGCCCCAUCCCGCCCCACCUAGGAAAUCUCUCCUUCCUCGUCUCCCUCGACCUCAAGGGCAACAACUUUAGUGGCACCUUGCCACCAGAGUUCUCUGGCUUGCGCCGCUUGAGGUACAUUUCUCUUUUUGUCAACAAUUUGGCGGGAGAGAUCCCAUCGUGGAUCCCAUCGUUAUCCAAACUCGAGUACUUAAACCUCAGAAACAAUAGUUUCUCAGGCUCCAUCCCGAAAACCAUCUCCAACUUAACGAACCUUUACUAUCUCGAUUUCUCCUUCAAUUUCCUCGAAGGAGAGAUCCCGGCCGAGAUGGGAGGCCUUCAGAGGCUGCAACAUCUGGCCAUCCAGUCUAACCGUCUCUCGGGGACUAUACCAUCUUCGAUAUUCAACAUAUCUUCGUUGCAAAGAUUAGCGUUUAGAGCGAAUGAACUGAGUGGUGGCAUUCCGAACUAUCUCUGCUCAAAUCUUCCUUUUAUUCAAGGGAUCUACCUUGCUUCGAAUCGAUUAAAUGGCCAGAUUCCAUCGAAUCUGUCGAGGUGUUCGCAGCUUGAGAUUCUGUCACUUUCUUCCAAUUCUUUUAGUGGACGGAUUCCUGCAGCCAUUGGCGACUUACAAGAACUCCAGUUACUGCAGCUUGCAAACAACAAUUUAACUGGCAUAUUGCCACCCAGUAUCUUCAGUAUCUCUUCUUUGCAACUCUUAGACGUAUCAAGCAAUAAACUUUAUGGGGAGAUUUCAAGAGAUAUCGGGAAUCUUACAAUGCUAACACACUUGUAUCUCGCUGAAAACGAUUUCACAGGUGUUAUACCUAGAGAAAUUGGGCAACGUUUUUCACAGCUCCAAUUCCUUCAAUUAUCCUCUAAUAAGUUGAGUGGCUCACUAGCACUGGAGAUUUUCAACAUCUCAUCUCUUACACGUCUUGUUCUUACACAAAACGAUCUAACCGGUUCUCUACCAACCCAUGUCUGCAUUCGCCUUCCCUCUCUCGAGUUUCUUCUCCUCGGUGGAAACCACUUCAACGGCACAAUACCUGACUCCAUUUCCAACUGCUCUCAGCUCCAACAGCUCGAUCUCGGCGUUAACGAAUUCACCGGCCUUAUACCUCUCUCUCUUGGAGCCCUAACAUCCCUUCGAGUGUUAAAUCUCCCCGAAAAUACUCUCUCAUCCUCCUCUUCCGAAUUGAGCUUCAUUACUUCAUUGACAAACUGCACAUUGUUAAGGAAUCUGGGAUUCAACAACAAUCCUCUCGGAGGCAUGCUUCCGGCUUCCGUUGGCAAGUUAUCUCCUCGUCUCGAACAGUUCAAUGCGUAUGGAUGCGGACUGAAGGGAAGCAUUCCGGUCGAGAUUGGCAAUCUGUCCAGCUUGAUCAAUCUCGCUUUGGACAACAAUCAACUCUUCGGGAAGAUUCCACGUUCAUUAAACAGACUGGUCAAACUCCAAGGGUUGGAUUUAGCAUUCAACAACAUCACAGGCUUCUUCACAGAUGAAGCCUGUAAUUUGCAAAGCUUGUCUUUAUUGAGUUUGAGUGCGAAUCGGUUGCAUGGUCCAAUUCCAACAUGUUUACAAAAUGUGACAUCCUUACGCCAACUUUAUCUUCAAUCCAACUUCUUGAACUCAACCGUUCCAUCGGGCUUGUGGCGUAUGAAGGAUCUCCUGGAGCUAGACUUGUCCUCCAACUCAUUCACCGGCUCCUUGCCUCCGGAGUUUGGUGGAUUAGCUGCAGUUAUUACGAUAAACGUCUCCAUGAAUCGAUUGUCAGGAUCUAUUCCAAGCACAAUUGGUGAUUUGCAAAAUUUGGAGAGUCUUUCUUUGGCGCGCAAUAGGCUUGAAGGUUUGAUCCCGGACUCCUUUGGGAGGAUUACCGGUUUGGUCACUCUUGACUUGUCCGGUAACAACCUCUCCGGUUCAGUGCCAAAGUCUUUGGAGGCGCUAAAGCGCCUCCAAAGCUUUAACGUCUCUUUCAAUGCUCUAAGCGGAGAAAUUCCUAAUAGUGGCAUUUUCCUCAACUUGACAAUGGAGUCGUUUAAAGGUAACGAAGCGCUAUGUGGAAAUCCGAGGUUUGGCGUCCCACCUUGUCAUGUUGUCAAAAAAUCGAAGAAGAAGAAGGUACAGUUUGCUCUGUUUAUUGUUGCAGGGGUCGUUGUUUUCGCCACAAUUAUGUGUUUGGUGUUUAUUUUCCUCGGAUGCGCGAGGAGGAAAGUUAAAGCAAGUGAUGCGAUAGUGUCCACUGUACCUAAAAGAAUUUCGUAUAUUGAACUGUCGCGAGCGACUCAGCAGUUCAACGAAACGAACUUAUUAGGCACAGGCAGUUUUGGUUCUGUUUUUAGAGGAAUUCUUGAAGAUGGGAAGGCUGUCGCGGUGAAGGUGUUUAGGCUGCAGUCAGAAGCCGGUUUGAGGAGCUUUGAUGUUGAAUGUGAAGUUCUACGCAAUAUUCGACAUAGGAACUUGGCGAAAGUUAUAAGCAGUUGCGCCAAUGAAGAGUUCAAGGCUUUGGUGCUUGAAUACAUGCCAAAUGGAAACCUCGAAAAGUGGUUGUACUCGCACAACUAUUGCUUGGAUUUCUCGCAAAGGAUGAGCAUAAUGAUUGAUGUGGCAUCGGCAUUGGAGUAUCUUCACCAUGGCUAUUCGACUCAAAUUGUUCACUGCGACUUGAAGCCUAGUAACGUGCUUUUGGACGAAGAUAUGGUUGGCCGUGUAAGCGAUUUUGGUAUAUCGAAACUGUUGAGCGAGGGGGAGAGUCUAGUUAUAACAAUCACACUAGCAACACUUGGUUACAUUGCACCAGAAUACGGGUUCGAAGGGCUAGUCUCCACAAGGUGCGACGUCUAUAGCUAUGGUGUGAUGUUGAUGGAAACUUUUACGAGAAAGAAACCAAGUGAUGAUAUGUUUGCCGGAGAUCUAAGCUUGAAGAUUUGGAUUGAAACCGCAAUUACACAAUCUGCUGCGUACCGAGUUAUAGAUGCCAACUUACUAACAAAUGUUGACGAAGAACAUGGCGACAAAAUUGUCGAAUUCGCAUCCUCAAUACUGCAGUUGGCUGUCAAGUGCUGUGCAGAUUCCCCUAACGACAGAAUAAACAUGAAAGAAGCUCUUGCAGAGAUGCACAAAAUUGAACGUCAAUUUUCGGGAUGAUGAUGUUGGCUGUCAAGCGCUGCGCAGAUUCACCUAGAUCGGUAUUGUGUUUGCGUGGCGUGGUUCGUUAUCAUAUAUUCCCUUGGUCGAAUCACAUAAAUUGUAGUAAUCACAUAAAUUAUGCCAGAUAUUUAUAUCCAUACAACAAAUAAAUCAAGAUUUGAGAAGGCAAAAUUUAAGUA